CGGCAAGCAGCGUGAAAUGAUUGAGAACGUCAAGAUUGGUGACACGUCAAAACCUUUUGUACGAUGGCCUGUCCUCGCAGACAUGUAUCUCUGGUCUAUACAAGCACCAUAAUAACUGGAGAUCGCCGCUGCACCCACAGUGCGCACAAUCAAAUCUACAUCCCGCGCCAUAUUCGACAAGGCCUGGGCUUGACCGUUACCCAUGUGGAUCACGGUUCGGAGUAAAGGAAACGUUUUGCCGCGCGAAGACCCUUCCGACGGCCACGGAUGAAAUCACGAGAGCAUUGUUUGCUGCAUCGGCGAUGGAGAUACACAGUGACUCGAAACCUCGUCGAGGCAAUACUUCUCUUCUAGAUGCCCAGAGGAAGCGGUGUGGCUUAAAAUGGCCGUUCUAAUCAUCAUGAUUAUCUACGUAUCGUAUCGAAGCCACGAUACAGAGCGAGAGCGCUGUGCCGCGGGCUCCAAUCAAUCAAGAUCAAGGAAGCCACGCGGCGCAGACACAGGAGCGGUGAUUGAUGUGUGUCGGAUGAGCCCUGCGACGACGAAGAUACAGCACUGCAGCCACUCGGUCCUCCCGAUUCGUCACGUAUACGCCGGGGUCUCGCUCGUCUCAAAGAUCCACGUGAUUGCUGCACCUAUGCGCUCUGCUCCCCACCAUCAAAUCAACGCCUUAUCGUGCAGCGAUACAUCUCAAAUGGAGCCUGACCGGUGGACUGGGGACCACGGGAGAAGCUCGCUGCGAUGGAGAGCUACUGUAGAAAGCGACCCAAGUACAGUACAGUACGUACAGGCAACGAACUACGAGCACGCUGUACUGCAUCGGGCGGUUGUAUUUUUGCUUUUGUUCCUCGUGCGGGUGGGAAAAGGUUGAAACGGUCUGGGUCGAUGGCGCUCACAUCAUCCAUGUGAGAUUUGGAUGGGUUUAGUCCUGAGAAGGGUUAGUGCUGAAUUGGCUGAGCCGCAAUCUGCGAGCGAGUUGCUAGUGUGCUCUGUGCUCCUGCCCUAUUGCCU
Molecule: messenger RNA, 1011 nt
Organism: Dissoconium aciculare CBS 342.82
Lineage: Eukaryota; Fungi; Ascomycota; Dothideomycetes; Mycosphaerellales; Dissoconiaceae
Exons: 1
Coding region: 383-871 (162 amino acids)
Source: RefSeq, a predicted model, not a curated record